UCGUUUUCUGAGAGAGAAACCCUUUCAAACAGAUGUCUAAAGAGAGUAACCUGCUCGCUGUUAUUUUGCUAGCUGUUGUAGUCUACAUUGCUCAGGCAGAUUUAAUAAAUAUCUUUAAUUAUUUAUGUAGAACGGCAUCACUCUACUUUAGCUAUCAACUCGAAUUUUAUCUUUAAUAAAAUACGUUAUUAGAACAUUUAAUAAGGUUGGGGCACCACUCUCUAAUAAGAGAGAAAACAUGAUAGUUUAAUCAAUUAUUAUAUUCUCAUAAUCUGAAGGUUGGAAUUGACUCGGUGAACAGCGGCGGAUUUUCCCAACACAAAAACACAUUAAUAGGUCCUUUAUAAAUGAAAACGUAUUAACUACUGAGAUUAUACAACACUAAAGAAAACAUAAGUAUCACACAAAUAAUAUGAAAGGCGAAUGUAAGUAUUGAAUGUUACACAAUAUUUAUUGACAGUAAAUCAGAUGGUUGGCAAAUACUGAAACGUUUAGUAGGAAAGAUGCAGGGAACUUUUUGGGGAGUUUUAACCAUAAUCUCACCUGAAAUCACUUACUAAAAAUGAGCCUAACCCAAGUAUACAAAUUGCAUUUGCCUUACUCAUCGAUGAGCGGCAGAGCGGGUGGUGGCAUUGUGAGGAAGGGGGACCUGGCGGAGGUAGCGGCCUUGGGUCAGAUGCAGUCCGGUCUCGGCCGAGACUUCGGCCCUAAUAGCGGCACAGUUUGGGGCUAGGUUCUGUAGGUGGCAGUGGACCCUGUGUCUCGCGACCACAGUCCAGCAGUUCUUAACUGCAGGUCUGCACAUCAGAGUCCGGAAACUGACGAUCCGUUUGUGCUGUUUUCUUCUGCUUCUUAGAGUGCAUGGGAGGGAACAGCGGGGAAUUCUUUCAAAGUCUUUAAGCACAUCUUCUGUAGUAUAUCUGUAAACCAAUAAAUGAAUAGAGAAUAAGGUUACAUGUUAGCGUUAUCUCAAAUCUGUGUCCUUGGGGAGGACCAUAGCCUGCCUUCCAUUGUUCAAAGUGUCCUCACAGACGGUACGUCUCGAGGAGGGGGAAUAAGUGGAGGUCAGUGGAGCAUCAAGUCACAUGUUUUUUUGUGUACUUAAUGGCAAAUGGUCCUUUGCUGCUUUACAAUGUCUCCGGCUUUGUUAUCAGUGCAGAGCAGAACAUUGAGUAAUACUGGUGCUUAUUCCCCUUGAUCUUCUCUUAGAGUGUCAUUGUGAUGUUAGCCAUCACUCUGAGAGUGAGCUGUCCGCAUGUGUGAUUCACGUUACACUGCAAUCAGGCAGAUGCAAGUCUUGGCUCUUUUGCUCCUGCUGUGUUUGCAGAAGUCAUCUCAAUAAUUAAACCCUGAAGGCUUUGGAUCAAAAACACGUCAAACCGUUUAUUGGUAGUCACCUAAAUCAACAUCUCCACUGAACUAGUUUAGCGUUGAGAUCUUACAAGAAACACUUUGACCAUAUUUUAUUACUGAUUAAAGAGUUUUAUUUAAAGUUAAAUAUUCAGUCGUUGAAAUGUGCAAAGAGGAAAUUAUUUUUACAUUUGGUUUUCAUUUUUAAAAGAACAAACUUAUACCAUUGUCAUUUUCAUUAUUUCAACAGAGCAAUUAAAAAUACUAUUAAGCUUCCUUGGAGACUGUUUGAUAUCAAUGCACGAAAAGCACAGGUGUAUUGUAUACAGUGGAGGAAAUAAGUAUUGGAUCCCCUGCCAAUUUAGUUAGUUUACACACUUACAAAGAAAUGAACAGUCUGUCAUUUUUAUGGUAGGUUUAUUUUAACACAUCUCAGGAGGGAUUUUGGUCUACUCCUCUCUGCAGAUCCUCUCAAAAUCCUUAAGGUUUGGAGGCUGAUGAUUGGCCACUGGAAGUUUCAGCUCCCUCCAAAGAUUUUCUAUGGGAUGGUGGUCCGGACACUGGCUAGGCCCCUCCAUCACCUUAAUGGGCUUCUUCUUUAGCCACUCCUUAGUUGCCUUGGCCGUAUGUUUUGGGUCAUUGACGAGCUGGAAGACCUAUCCAUGUCCCAUUUUCAGUGUCCUGGCUGUGGGAAGAAUAUCAGUCAAUAUUUUACGGUACAUGGCCCCUUCCAUCCUCCCCUCGAUGCAGUGAAUCACCCUGUCUCCUUAGCAGGGAAACCGCCCCCAAAGCAUAAUGUUUCCACCUCCAUGCUUGACGCUGGGGAUGGUGUUCUUGGGGUAAUAGUCAGCAUUUCUAUUCCUCCAAACACGACAUGUCCAGUUGAUGCCAAAGAGCUUGAUUUUUGUCUCAGGUGACCACAUCAGCUUCCCAUAAGCCUUCUCUGAAUCAUUCAGAGGUUUAUUGGCAGACUUCAGACGGCCUGUACAUGUUAAUCUUUCGCUAUGAAAACAAAAAUGAAAUGUUCUUCUCAUUUUCUAAAAUGACAUUAAAAUCUAUUUUGAUCCAGACUUGAAGCAGCUGAAACUCAUCUGUGCUUCCUUCUAAAAAAACACCGUAGAGCAAUGUGUUUACCCAUCAAACCCUUCAGGCUUACCAAGGUUAACUGGUAAGAUGAGUCUUUGUGUACCUAGCCUUCCUAAAAUUUGACAAGUUGCAGACACCACACCCUUGUUAACACAGUCAGCAGAAACACCCCUCGAAACCUGGGAUAACAAAUCCUCUUUAUUCUACCGAAGGUUCAGUAAAUGUCAGGCGACCAUUCAUAUGCUGUGUAUCUCAGAUAGGACGGGAGCAGAAGGCAGGUAGAGUAUUUGGAAAUACAGAAACUUUGAUCCUGUGUAUCAGUCCACUAUGGGCCAGACCAUCAGCAAACCCACCAACCCCUUCCAGAACUCCAACUUCUCUUUAAAGCACAGCUCCCCCAGCCGUCCCUUCAACGAACAGAACAUGGCCCCUCGACCAAGCAUCUUCUCCACAUUAAGAAGGCCCCUCAUCACCAAAACUAAUGAUUUCAUACCACUCUUCAAUGACUGCAUCUCUGCCGCCGCAUCAAGAACUCAAGAAUACCUCCUUUUCAAAGACCCAGAGGACAAGCUCCAUGCAAGCCCUGAGGUGCUCACCCAGGUCUUCCUAAUGACCUACAUCUCUCAGAGUGUCAGCCUGAACAUGACAGACAGAUUCAACUGCACGGCCAUGACGCCUGAGCAGCGCAUCCUCUUGGGGGCUGACUGGGUCUGGGCCAUGCUGGAAAAGCCCACAAAGAACCCUCGGAUCCAGAUCGCUGUGCAGGUCCUGCACCUGCCUGACAGGGAGGAUGCUGAGGAAAACAGCAUCCCCCAAGAGGCCUGCAGCGAGUCCAUCCAGAUUGCAAAAAAUGAGUCCAGUAACAAGACCACAUACGAGAGAAUGGUUGACUUCUGCACAUCCAUUGGCAAGGACUGCUACGCCCUCUUCUUGUUCUUGGGAAAGAAAAACGACAAGGGGAAUAUCUAUGGAGUCCUCAGCAACAACUUUGAGGCUGCAAUCGGAAAGUGCAACAAGAUUGACAGACCUUUUAUCGAAAACUUCUUCAGAGGCUCAAGGUAUCUCCAUACACCUCCAGGAAUGAUGCAAGCAAUUGUGACCAAAAAAGAGGGGGACUCACUCACUCUCAUGGUUAAAUUCAGCUAAAACAAAGCGCGUUUAAAGUUUUAAUGACCAAUAAGGUGAUAUAUUGUCAUGGUAGUAAAACUUUACGUGGUAAACUUUAUUCACAAAAAUGUUGAGUUUGACAUAGUGUAAUAUCUUUGAAAGAAAAUGCCUAUAAUAUUUUCAGUGUGUCAACUUCACAACAUGAUAACUGGAUUAAAAACAGAAAACAAUUAUACCUUAAGUUGAAAUAAGUGGAAUUGUUUAAGCACCUCAUGAUUAGGGUUUGGAAGAGGAUCACAACAAAAACUAUUUGGACUCAUGUAUAACUUUUAAAAUGAAUGAAAUCUGGAAAUCACUUAAAUGUUUUCUGCUGUCUUCUACUCCUGCUGUAAGAGCUUUUUGAAAAUAAAAAAAUACUUCAGUAGUUAUUGGAGGAAAGGCUCAAAUGACGCUAACUAAUUGUAAGCAUCAUAAGUAUAAAUGUUACAAGAUUAAUGUGUAGGUACAGAUGUGUUUAACUGCUCUCCAGUGAAAACACAUCUGUAUGUUUCUCAAAUCACUUAACCUGGUGUUUAAAGUGCCAAGAUGGACAGCAAUCACCAUAACAGCAAUGUCAUUUUCUCACCGGUUUGCUGUUAGACAACUUGUUUAUAAUCAACCUGAGCUACAAUACCAAUAACUGUGUGUAUGUACUUGUUGUGUAAAUACAAAUAUUCAAGCAUAAUCUCAGAAUAAUUUCUUGAGGUAAAUGUUCUUGUUGUCUUUGAAUUUGCAUUGCAAAUUGUAAUGAGUUUAAAUAAAGAGUCUAGCAUUUCUGUAAAA
Messenger RNA from Eleginops maclovinus (Patagonian blennie), 4365 nucleotides. It is a transcript of the gene rep15, whose product is annotated as RAB15 effector protein. Bases 2764 to 3582 code for a protein of 272 amino acids. The transcript is spliced from 3 exons. Gene Ontology annotation, biological process: receptor recycling. Lineage: Eukaryota; Metazoa; Chordata; Actinopteri; Perciformes; Eleginopidae. The record is from RefSeq and is a predicted model, not a curated record.